GUAUCUAAUUUUCAUUCACAGUUCACAGUGGUUGUAAUAAAUUUGUAGCAUUUGAUUGUUCCGAUUGACAAACGAAGUUGGACUAGAACUGCUCUCACUUUCAUUUUCGAACAUGGUUUUUCAGGACGGUAAUGGCACUUUCGAUCCACCGUCACUUGUGAAAAUAUCUGCUCGUUUCUUGGCUGCCAACAUGUGCCUCUUGCCAAUAAAAGUGCCCGAGAAUAAGUCGCCUAGAAGUAAACAAGGUCAUGAAUCAACUGGUCGUUUCAAGUUGCAAUUAUUUCGAAUAUCCCGCCGAAAAUCUUCCAAAAAGAUUACCACUGAACAUCGCCACGCCCUUCCUCCUUCUAUGUUGGAGAUGGUUUGGCAAGAGGCCCUCUGCCUGCAGCAAGGAAUAGACUAUGAUGAUGUGUACCGGUUCUUGAACGAAACCCGACUCUACUUAGAUCUACGUCACUGUAAAUCGCCAGUUAAGAACGGCCAGAAUGACGGCCGCUCUUCUCUCACUAGACUUUUAAAUCGAAUACCUCAAUAUUCUCCAAAUUUGACGCAUCUCAAUUUGAGUUACCAGCAACAUCUGCCGGCCGAUUUUUCAUUCCUCAGCCAGCUAGUCCAGCUUGAGUCGCUCAAGUGUGAUUAUGUUACUGAAUUUGAUUGCAAGAAAAUCCAGUCAGUGGCAGACUCGGUCGCCCCACUGCACUACUUCAAAAUACUCAGCCUCAGAGGCUGUUUCUACGUUGAAGACGAUGCUCUCGGGUACUUGUGCCGGAAGCUACAACGAUUGGAAGUACUUGACCUGCGUGAGACCCAACCGGACGGUUGGAAUUUUCUCGCAGACGCGCGACACUUCCGCCUGCUGCAGCACGAACAUCUUUUGAACGGACUCUCCCAACUCUUUCGGGAAAGCGAAUAUGAUUACACAGACGCACUACCAAUCUACAAAAAUGAGCAUGUCAAAUACGAGCCCGAUGGGCAUCCUCUUUUGAUAACCUACCACUUACACAUCGUGUUCCCGCACCUGGUGAAACUGGAAUUACUUCAAAUAUGUUUUCAAUCUCAAUCUUUGGAGUCCAUACGACAGUUGGCCAGUUUGAAAGAGUUGACACUAACAGCGGACAGAAUGAUGGCCGCCGAAGAGAGCUUGAUGGGCGUAAUGGAUAGCUGCGGGAGCAACCUUGAAUUGCUCCGUUUGUCCAAAUUUAGCUGGGCAGUGCCGCUGGAGACUGUGGCGCAGCGCUGCCCAAAUUUGAAAACGCUCCGGCUGGAGCACUGCCGAUUCCGGCCAAGCGAUGACAGCAGGUCAGCUUCGUUUCAACAGGCCUCUCACCCGCAGCAGCCGUAUUGGAAUCAACUGGAAUAUCUGGAAUUGACUGCCGUUCCCGUCCGGAUGGAUUCGAUGGCGGAUUGGGUUCUACUUAUGCCGGCGAGUCUCCAGCGCUGCGUUCUGUGUUUCGUCGGAAAUGUUAACAUUGACGACAGGUUUCUCGAGCUAUUGCCAUCAAUUGGAAUGAAAUACUUGGCUCUGAUUGGGGCCCGCCAAUUGACGGACAAGGGUGUCGAGAACCUGAUAGUUCGAUUCCGUCAUCAGCAGGGAUCUAAAAACAAAUUGGUGAUUUCAGAUUGCAACCACCAGAUUAGACAACGGCGAGCCGAGCUCGAGCAAAUAGCCCGUGAUAAUCGUGUUCACCUCUUCUUACAUUAAACUAUUUGAUUACA
Messenger RNA from Daphnia pulex (common water flea), 1716 nucleotides. RefSeq lists its product as uncharacterized. Gene Ontology annotation, biological process: SCF-dependent proteasomal ubiquitin-dependent protein catabolic process. The record is from RefSeq and is a predicted model, not a curated record. The transcript has 4 exons. The coding region runs from base 113 to 1702 and encodes 529 amino acids. Gene Ontology annotation, cellular component: SCF ubiquitin ligase complex. Lineage: Eukaryota; Metazoa; Arthropoda; Branchiopoda; Diplostraca; Daphniidae.